Mizuhopecten yessoensis (Yesso scallop) is the source of this 1456-nucleotide messenger RNA. RefSeq names its product lipase member M-like. The record is from RefSeq and is a predicted model, not a curated record. The transcript has 8 exons. Gene Ontology annotation, molecular function: hydrolase activity, acting on ester bonds. Gene Ontology annotation, biological process: lipid metabolic process. Lineage: Eukaryota; Metazoa; Mollusca; Bivalvia; Pectinida; Pectinidae. The coding region runs from base 70 to 1260 and encodes 396 amino acids.
CUUAUCCUGCAGUGUAGGUAUACUAAUGUUCCAGUGAUGUAAGUGUGGCCUGCCGACACGCUAGACAACAUGGGGUAUUGGCUGUCACUGUUGCUCUGUUGCGCUGUCGUGCAACACGUGUUGCCAAAGUACGUCGACCCACAAAUCUACAUGAGAUCGCCGGAAAUGAUACGGUUCAAUGGCUAUCCCGUGGAAAUCCACAACGUGACGACUAAGGACGGCUUUAUCCUGGAGACCCAUCGCAUUCCACGGGGGCGACGGCCAAACAAACCAGUAAUCAAUAGACCAGUCGUUCUGUUUCAACAUGGGCUAAACGCUGGGUCCGACUCGUUCAUUGAGAAUGGAGCUGAUGGUAGCCUUCCUUUCAUACUGGCUGACGAAGGAAUGGACGUGUGGUUGUCGAACAGUCGCGGGAACGCAUACGCCAUGAAGAACACACACUUCAACUACACUCAGGACGAGUUCUGGGCAUGGAGUUGGGACGAGAUGGCGACUCGUGACCUGCCCGCAGUGGUUGACCAUAUUCUCGGGAUGACCAAUGUGUCCCAGCUGUAUUAUGUUGGACACUCCCAAGGAACCACAACCAUGUUCGCCCAGCUCAGCCAGGACCCUGUCUUCGCCAAAAAGAUAAAAUUGUUCAUCGCGUUUGCACCCAUUGGGAAGUUAGGACACAUCAAGGGUAUACUGAAAUUGAUAGCUGACCUUACACCUAGCGCAGACGACAUUUACAAGGUAUUCGGGCGAAAGUAUUUCCUGAUGAACUCCUCUGUCGCUACAGACCUGGCUGCCAAGGUGUGUAAUGAAGAGCCGGUGACCUUUGUCUGCUCAGUCGCCACCAGUAUCACUGGAUUCGACAUCCAACAGACUAACUGGACUAGAGUACCAAGAUACCUUGCUCACGCCGCUGAGGGUACCUCUGUCCAGAAUAUGAUCCACUACAUUCAGGAAGUUAAUUCGGACCUUUACCAGAAGUUUGACUACGGUUCCCCAGACAAGAAUAUGGCGAAAUAUAAUCAGACUACGCCACCACGCUAUGCUAUUCAAAAUAUCAAGACGCCGGUAGCUUUUUAUAACGGGAACAAAGAUUGGCUGGCCAAUCCAACUGAUGUCACAUAUCUCUUGGAUAACCUACCAAACAUUGUGAAGAAGAGAACAUUCCCUAACUGGGACCACGUGGAUUUCAUCCUAGCUAUGGAUGCGCCGAAAAUAUUAUAUCCGGAAGUGUUACAAUUGAUCAAAGAUACACAUGCAAUGGAAUAAACGUACUUGCAAUGUAUGUUGUAAUAAAUUGAAUAUUUAUUUGUUAUCGAUGGAUAAACUAGGUUUGCUUGGGUGCGUUCCUUAAUAUUACUCAUCAUAUCAUGGACCUUUUCGACAAUUCCGAAUGUCAGAAUGCAGGGGUGAUUGAUGAGCCUAUUCAAUUGGGUGUUUCACUCUUCCAAAUAGCUCAUAUCGC